Messenger RNA from Aspergillus candidus, 1217 nucleotides. RefSeq names its product DASH complex subunit DAD2. Gene Ontology annotation, cellular component: mitotic spindle; mitotic spindle pole body; DASH complex. Gene Ontology annotation, biological process: attachment of spindle microtubules to kinetochore; mitotic cell cycle. The coding region runs from base 234 to 674 and encodes 146 amino acids. The transcript is spliced from 3 exons. The record is from RefSeq and is a predicted model, not a curated record. NCBI's taxonomy places the organism in Eukaryota, Fungi, Ascomycota, Eurotiomycetes, Eurotiales, Aspergillaceae.
CACUAAGUCCGAAUUAGGGGUAGCUUCGGGAGGGGUACUGCUGUCAGUAUCUCCCAAGUACCAACCCAUCUUUAUCCAUAUUAUCUUUAUCUUCACACGCGAUUGUUAACUAUCAGGAUAAGUGCAGCGUCACCGUCCUGCUUCUAGCCCAGAAGUGGGCCUACUGUACCGAGUUGAGCAGGAGAGAUAUAUUCCCUCGGAGGGUAAACGAUGAAAGAUACAGAUUUGAUCUGAUGGCUUAUCCUUCGCGCCCUACCUCAAUGUUUGCGCCGGGGACAUCGGCAGCAGCAUCCCUUCGCCAACCCAGCGGUCACCAUAAUAUUUCUCAACAGCAGUCCACUGCGCUAGCUUCUCGUAUUGCUGCCAAGCAGGCCGAAUUGGACAACCUGAAACAACUACGAGACAUGAGUGCCUCGCUCGCGGUGCAAAUGCAAACCCUAGAAAGCAAGCUGGGCACAUUAAAAGAUGGCACGGAAGCCGUCGCGUGUGUGCUUGCAAAUUGGGACAAUGUUUUACGGGCAAUCGGGAUGGCUUCCACAAAUGUUGCACAUACGAAGGGGACAACGGGGCAGGCAUCGGGGGCUGGGCCCAAAGAUGGCACCUCCGACGGUCCGAUGCCAGCCACGUUGGUCCGAAUACCGGAAGCGCAACAGAACGCUUCAAACAAGCGAUGAAUAAGACGAAUUUAAUAUCUGAAUUUGUUCCCGUUUGGGUCGAGUCGUUUUGACUUUUUGGGAUGGCUAGUACAUAUCACACCAUCUAUCGCGCAGUUAGACCACGUUGGAGAAGAUGGCUGGAUCGAUUUACACUGGACUAUGCGUCUAUAUGUCGGCUCAUUUUUCCCAUUAAAGGCGUUACCCUUGUUAUAUCCGACGAUCAUAUCCAAUCUGCAACACAAUUUGUAUCGAGAUACUUGUCAGAUGUGGGAGCCAUACAGCCCACCUGUAUUUAUACUUCACUCGAGAAAGGCGUCUUAGAGGGUGAAAAGUUUCCACGAAGACGGCUCUCUUAUCCGGCGCUUUAUCUGGGUGCCGAUCCGCUUUUUCAAUUUAUCUUUUGCACUGAGUGGGGCGGACGCAAAGUGGGCAUAUGGCGUGUGUAAACCACGUAUUGCCAUCAUACAGGGGGAAUACUAUCUAUCAUUCUAUUGGUGUGGAUGGCUCGGGGAGAGAUACCCAAAUUGUGAGAUGACCAGCGACAGGAUAGGUCAGGCAACA